AGCUGUGGGACGUCUGUUGAUGCCGCUGCGCUCGAUCUCGAUCUCGAGGUGGCCGUUGUUGUUUAUUCGUAAAUAUUCGUCAACGGGUGCCAAACCGAACAGUGCGCAACCCAACGGGAACUUCUCGUCGCUCGUCGGUCGGAAACUCGGUUCGAAAAUUCAUCGCGUGCGGCCGCGCGGACAGGUUGUGUGCAAAGCGAACGGAACCGGGCUUCGGUCGGUGCUCGGUCGCAGGUUGCAUAAGACUUUCCAGCCUCAGCUGGUGCAUACGCCGCAGUUCCUGCUCGUGAUUGUGUGGCUCGGUGGAAAAGCACUAUGCGUCUGUAACGCAGCGUCCAGUGUCCAUAACGAGACCGUGCGAACAGAAAGUGCGCUGCGGUGUGCAACGUGUGCACACUGGAAUUGAGCUUCGUGUCCGGGUGUCCGAGUGUGCGUGUGUGUCAGUGUUUUCGUACAACAUGUCGUCGAAUCCGUGCAAACACGGUGACCGAGAGAAGGAUCAGAAUAAUAAUUUCGUCAACGCGACCGCCCACGGCGGGGCGGGAAUCGAUCGCGAAGCCCGGGCCCGUCGCAUCGCGUCCCGAUCGGCGAGGGAUGAUCUCCAGAUGUUUCGCGGGACGCGCAAUCAGCACCACUACCAGCAGCAGCAUCCACAGCAGCAGUCACCAGCAUCAGGUGGCGGAGGUGGAGGCCGUGCUGACCGGGACACGACGCCCGGCAAUGGGUGUGGUAAUGGGGGCGGGCCACAAAUGACCGCUAAAACUAUGUGGGGCAAUGUCAGUGCCAUCAAGGAGCUGCGCGACCAGGAGCAAAGCGAUCGACAGCUCGGCACUCGUGCCACGGGGCGCCGACAGUGAGCAAGCACCUAUGUGGAGUAUGCACCAAAAUGCUCGUGUAUGUGUGUGUACGCAAUUUUGUCUUAUGUUAACGCCUUUCCUCGAACAACAUCGUCCAUUAAGAACAUUUAGCUCGUAUGUUUUUUUGGAGUCCUCCUCCUCCUAGCAGCUUCCCCAGACUUCGUCACAUUGUGCUGUGAAUAGCUAAUUUUACAAUAAACAAACGACUCCCUUCGAUUGUCCACCCGGACACAACCGACCGGACUACCCGAAGGCACCACAAAGUCUAAUUCUUUCUGCUCCUGUGUGAUAUAUUGGAUACGUGUAUUAGAUAAACAAGAAAUAG
Molecule: messenger RNA, 1182 nt
Organism: Anopheles stephensi (Asian malaria mosquito)
Lineage: Eukaryota; Metazoa; Arthropoda; Insecta; Diptera; Culicidae
Exons: 1
Coding region: 459-857 (132 amino acids)
Source: RefSeq, a predicted model, not a curated record